AUGUACCCGGGCGAGGCGGGGGCCGGGUUCGCGGGCGGCCCGGGGCCCGGCCCCCCGCCCGCCGAGCAGACGGAGCCCGUCGACUUCAGCACGGCCAACGAGCCCGUCAACUUCAGCGCGGCUCGCCCCGGCCACCCUGCGGCCGCCGCCGCCGCUGCCGCCGCCGCCGCGGCCGCCGCUGCCGCUGCCGCGGGCUUCUCCGCCGCCCCCUACAGCCGGGAGUCGACGCCGGACUCCGGAGGCGCCGCGGGACCCCACUACCUCGACUCGUAUCGGGACGCCAACGGGUACACCCCAAUGAGCCCGCACCCCGGCUACGGCAUGCCCGCGGGCGUGCAGCCCGAGUACCCGGCCAAUAGCUACACGCCCUACCCGACGGGCGCGUACUCGUGCGGCGGCGGGCCGGGCGCGCGGGCGCCGCGGCCGGCGCGCGCGGCGUGCCAGCGGCUGCCCGCGGCUGAGGCCUGCCGUGCUUACCCGCGCGGGCCCCGGAGGCGUGCCUUGGGGUCCGGGUACCCCGGCGUACCCGUCUCGCGCCUCGGGCGCCCGGCUACUCCCCGGCGCGGCGGCGGAGGCGGACCCGGCGCGGCCGCCCUCGUGCUGUACAGCAUGCCGCCCCCCGCAGCACCCGCCCCCGCAGCUGCACAAGCCCCCCGCGGCAAGGACGACGGGUAA
Messenger RNA from Gryllus bimaculatus (two-spotted cricket), 675 nucleotides. The record is from the annotation of a GenBank genome assembly. NCBI's taxonomy places the organism in Eukaryota, Metazoa, Arthropoda, Insecta, Orthoptera, Gryllidae.